AUGACCCCAACUCCUCCGUCUGCUACGACCUCCUCCUCGGGCCACUCGCCUGAGGAGCAGUUCAGGGUGAAUCGUAUUGACCGUCUGGAAGGUUUAGUUCUAAGUUUGAUGCACGGCGGUGCCAACGUUGAUCCAGCUUCGGUCGCCGCUGCUGCCGCUGCUUCAGCAAAUGCAUCCGGCCCAGAGCCCUCGAAUGCCGAUAGCGGCUCUUCAGCCCGACCCGACCAAGACGACGAGGGAGCUAUGAAAGACGACGAGGAGGAAGAUGGAGACAGCGACGUUGACGACGGCCUAGCCACGUCUUUAGGCGUGCUGAAAGUUGACGCAGACAAGGGCAAUUCCAUGUACGUUGGGCAGGAACAUUGGCAUACGCUACUAGCCGACAUAUCGGAAGUCAAGAACUUCUAUACCUCGCAUAAGAAGGACCUUGAGAACAGCUAUCAGAGGGUAAUGUCUUCGAAACCAGCGACAGCCCGAGACUCGCCUAUUUUCUUGCUCUCAGCACCGCCAGCAUCAGAGGUCGAACUAAGAGCAGCGUUGCCUUCCAAGACAGCAGUAACGACUUUGGUUUCGAGGUACUUCAACUCUCUGGAUACAGCGGCAAGUAUAAUACACGGGCCGACGUUCCAGCAGCAAUUACGAACUCACUGGCAGGACCCGUCGAAAUCAACUGUCAUGUGGAUGGGCUUGUUAUAUUCCAUGCUAUGUCUGUCCAUGCUGAGCUAUCACAAAGUGGGCGAUGAGCCUCAGGAGUGGAAGGGGACGUCUCUAGAGUUGGCGGCAGAGUAUCAGCUACGAACAGUGCAGUGCCUGGUCGUGGCUGAUUAUACGAAACCAGUCGAAUAUACAGUGGAAACGUUGCUGCUCUACCUCUUCGGUGAAUAUUCCUCACGAUGGGAUGCCGACCUUGGGCUGUGGCUCAUCGUUUCCAUCACUACGAGGAUUGCUUUCCGCAUGGGUUACCAUCGAGAUGCAGAAUGGUUUCCAUCUAUCACGCCUUUUCAAGGAGAGAUGAGGCGUCGAACAUGGUCGUUGCUGCGCAUGGCAGAUACAAUGUUCUCAUAUCAGGUGUCUUUGCCAACCAUGAUAUACGAACAUGAUACGGAUACGAAACUACCGCACAAUAUCUUUGAUGAAGAAUUCGGGAUUACUACCAAGGUUCUGCCGCCAGCUAGACCAAUAACGGAACCGACCCCAAUCGCAUAUAUGAUCAGCAAGACCAAACUCUCCCAUGAAUUCGGGAGUAUUCUCCAAGCUGUCACUCGCGUGGGACACCAUGUGACAUAUGACGAGAUUCUGCAGCACGACCGGAGGCUUCGCGAGAUCAUGGAUGAAUUUCCACCGCACCUCAAACUUCAAGCGCUGGAAGGGUCACACGAUCCCGUGACGCUCAUUAUUGCGAGAUUUAACCUCAAUCUCUUGUACCAGAAGAUUAUGUGCAUGCUGCAUAGAAAACACAUGGUCAGGGCUCGACAGAACCCUCGAUAUGCUCACUCCCGCCGCAGCGCAAUCGAAGCUGCAUUGGAGACUCUGGGCCAUCUGAAGACCAUACAUCGGGAGUGCCAACCUAACGGCAGGCUCCGUACCAUGAAGUGGUUCGUCUCGUCCACAUCCAGAGAUACGCUACUCCCAACGAUGCUUGUGACGCUGGACCUCCACCACGACAACCUUGCCGUGGCAGCGGGUAAGCGGCAAAACUCGCAAACAUUAUAUUUCUGGACACCAAACCAGCGUCGUGAUAUGAUCAGCCUCUUGGAGGAUGUCCGCAACAUCUGGAAAGCGCUGGCACAUGAGUCGGUGGAGGCUUUCAAGGCGUCCAGUAUCCUCGACAUCAUGUUGGAGAAGAUCAAGAGCCCCGAUCCAGCUCCGGGUGGUGCCGAAGUACCACCGGCCCAGACUGAGAACCUCUUUGCGAACUUCGGGUCCAGCGAUAUGCAGCCUGAACAUUCAGCAGCUAUGACUCUCGGCAUGCUAUCGGGAGGGUUGACACCUAACAACUUCCAAUCUCCAGGUGGCACGACUUAUCCAGAUCUAGAUCUCGGUGCAGGAUUAGGUGGAGGCACCGGGCUUACGCCAGAGUUCCAGCCCGACCUUGGUGGUAUCAACAACGCGGCGUCGCCAUUCUCGAUGUUCACGAACCUGGGCAGUGCUAACAACAUGGCCAUCGAUCAGAACUUCAACUGGGACGCCUUUGACAACUAUGCGCAAACGGCAAAUUGGGGACCCGAUCAGACGUCCUUCGGCUUCUUUGGCGGCAAUCCUGAGCAGCAGACCCAGUCGCAACAAGAGCCAUCUACCGACGGCUCCUUCUCGUUCAUGAACACCGAUAAUACCCCUGGCUGA
This is a messenger RNA of Anthostomella pinea, 2343 nucleotides long. The record is from the annotation of a GenBank genome assembly. NCBI's taxonomy places the organism in Eukaryota, Fungi, Ascomycota, Sordariomycetes, Xylariales, Xylariaceae.